AUGAGAGCCAGGCUACCCGGAUGGAGUCUACGAGAACGGCCAAUGUCUACGAUCACGCUGCAUGAGCAGAAGGCUGCGCUCCGGAAGCGAAUUGGGGAUGAGCUCAAGAAGCUCAGUCCACACGAGAUAGAACGACAAUCGACUGCGGUCACCAAUCAUGUUUUGCAGACACCAGCUUAUCGCAAUGCAAAAGCUGUAGCGAUAUUUCUAUCCAUGCCCGGAAAAGAGAUUUCCACGCGAGAUAUCGUCUUGCAUUCACUGGAUUGUGGCAAGGCUGUUUUCGUGCCGUAUCUGCACCCAGGAAAAGAACCAAAGUCCAGGGUCAUGGACAUGCUGCAGUUGCAAGACAAGCAUGAUUUUGAGAAUUUAAAGCCAGACAACUGGGGGAUUCCGUCUCUCUCAAGAGACUCCGAGGGUCUGCGUAGGAAUGCCUUAGGCGGACUUGGAAUCUCGAACAAACACGAUCAGAAAGUGUUUCCAGUGCUUGAUCUCAUAUUCGUGCCGGGUGUGGCCUUCGAUCUGUCUCAUCGACGUCUGGGCCAUGGCAAAGGUUUCUAUGACCGCUAUCUCGAAAAGUAUAAGACCGCGCUCGAUUCAAGCCAAGCUGCACAACGAAUGCCGUACCUUGUUGGUCUUGCCCUUGCUCAGCAGAAUCUGCCGGCGCAAGAGGUAAUCCCCGUAGAUCAAAGCGACUGGUUGGUUGACGAGGUUAUCACAGCUGAGAAAAUAAAGGUGGCAUAA
Exophiala spinifera is the source of this 741-nucleotide messenger RNA. Its product is annotated as 5-formyltetrahydrofolate cyclo-ligase. Gene Ontology annotation, molecular function: 5-formyltetrahydrofolate cyclo-ligase activity. Bases 1 to 741 code for a protein of 246 amino acids. The transcript has 3 exons. Gene Ontology annotation, cellular component: mitochondrion. The record is from RefSeq and is a predicted model, not a curated record. Lineage: Eukaryota; Fungi; Ascomycota; Eurotiomycetes; Chaetothyriales; Herpotrichiellaceae. Gene Ontology annotation, biological process: tetrahydrofolate interconversion; folic acid-containing compound biosynthetic process.